This is a messenger RNA of Momordica charantia (bitter melon), 1919 nucleotides long. Lineage: Eukaryota; Viridiplantae; Streptophyta; Magnoliopsida; Cucurbitales; Cucurbitaceae. The record is from RefSeq and is a predicted model, not a curated record.
GCAUUCUCCACCUACUCAGCCCAACACAAGUCGCUCUUUCUAGAAAGCAGCUUUUGAAAUCUAAUGCUUUUUUAUGGAUAUCGAACUCGACAAAUCGAUAGCGCUUUGUUUUUUUUUUUUUGGCAAAGGGAUAGCCCUUGUUCUACUCGCAGAGUCCUUUGAUAUUAUAAAUAUACAGUAAUUCGACCGACAUGGGGUUGGUUGGUCACAAUCGGACUCCAAUACAACAUCGGGAGUUGGGAGUUGGGAGUGGGACUAAUCUUCUCUGCCGAGAAAAACUCUGAUUCCUGAGAGAGCCAUGGGAGAUGGAGUCAAAUUGGACAAGUGGGGCUAUGAAAUUAGAACCUCAUCUGACGCUUGCAUCGCCGCCAUCAAUGCGUACUAUGACCAGGUGCUUAGUUAUGGGAGGCGGAGGUCCGUAAUUUUGGAGGCGCCGGUCCAUGACAAGGACUGUGUACUCGCCAACACUUUGGUUGCUCAUUUUCUUUCCUCCUCCGAACCUUCUCGAGUUCUUCAUCAUCUUCGAGCAGCUGAGGCCCGUCUGGACCAUGCAACCUCGUACGAGAGAGCCGUUUUUGAUGCUAUCAGUUGUUUGAUUUCCAAGGAUAGAGACGAUGAUGUCGCUGUUGAGCUACACGCUGAGCUGCUUAAAAAAUUUCCAAAGGAUCUGGUGUCUUUGAAAAGGGCUCAAGUGCUGUGCUUUUACAUGGGAGAUGCCAAUCUAUCUUUGGCUUUGGUUCAGCAGGUUUUACCACAUAAUCAAGAAGAAGAUUUCAUUUAUGGCAUGCUUGCUUUUCCUUUGUUGGAGCUUGGCUGCAUGGCAGAAGCUGAAAACGCUGCAAGAAGGGGGCUUGAUAUCAACAAGAAAGAGGGUUGGGCACAGCAUGCGUUGUGCCAUGUUCUUCAACAUAAGUGUCAUUUUAAAGAAGCGGUUGAGUUUAUGGAAGCAUGCUCGCCUUCAUGGAGUGACUGUUCAUCAUUCAUGGUGACACAUAAUUGGUGGCAUGUGGCUCUCUGUUACCUGGAAGCCAAUUUUCCAUUAAAUAAAAUUCUUGAAAUAUAUGAUAAGUAUAUAUGGAAGGAGGUAGAAAAACCUGAUGCUAUGGGACCAGAGGUAUACUUGAAUGCCGUUGGUUUGAUGUUGCGGUUGUUUGUGCGUGGUGAAUUUGAUCAGUGUGAGGGUCGUCUGAAGAUCUUGGCCAAUGCCAACUGGCAUUUAGAGUGGCACUUCGACAUAUUGACAUUAUGGGCUUUGGCUAAAACUGGAGAGWUUUCUGCAGCAGAAGAGUUACUUGGGAGCUUGGAGUCCCGAUUGUUGAAAAUGACGUCAAAGAAACAAGAAAAGAUGCAAAGAGGAAUGCUGCUUGCAGAAGCUGUCUACAAGUACGGGAGAGGAGAUUACAAACGCGCACUAGACUUACUUGGUCUGGAUUUUGAUGCAAAUGACUAUAAGAUGAUUGGUGCAUCGAAUGAACAGGUUGAUGUAUUUAAUGAAGUAUGGUACGACAUCUUGAUGAACACAGUACACGCUUCAAAGGCAAUCGAAGUAAUCAAGAAGCAACUCGAGACGAGGGAAGGAGUUCCUUUUAUGUGGCGCCUUUUGGAGAGAGGGUACAGCAAAACAGGAAGGCCGGAGGAAGCUGCCAUUGCCGGAGGCAAAGCCGGAAGCCUGGAGAAGGCAUAUUUCAAGUAGAUGCCUUGAAGUUGCAGGUCUUCAUGAUCUUCUGCCAGAGUUGUUCUGUGUUUCCGUUUUGGACAAAAAAUUUAAACCCACGUAGAUUACGAAGAUUACUGCCUGUGUAAUCUUUUAGUUAACAACUGCUGCCAUGUAAAUUAUGACAAAGAGGGGAUUCAGAUAUUUAGUUUGUUUCUCGAAAAGUAGAGAAUAUGAAAUUAGCGGUUUUGUUAUUUCUUCACAA